This is a messenger RNA of Exserohilum turcica Et28A, 1035 nucleotides long. RefSeq lists its product as uncharacterized. The record is from RefSeq and is a predicted model, not a curated record. The transcript is spliced from 3 exons. Lineage: Eukaryota; Fungi; Ascomycota; Dothideomycetes; Pleosporales; Pleosporaceae. Bases 1 to 1035 code for a protein of 344 amino acids.
AUGCCUCGACUGAUGACGGCACGCAAUGCCGUCCUGCUGCUCAACGUCAUUGUGCUCACCGUCCUCGUCCUGCAUCUCAAGUUCGAGCUAUGGAGCCCCGCGGCGCCUGGCCCGGCUAGUCUUACCCACCUCCCCGACGAACUCUACGACGAACAACGAGCCGACGCGACGUCGCACGACUCGGACGACAAGCCACUCAAGGCCAACGAUGGCGUGCGCCUGCGUCGCACCGCAGUCGUCGUCGCCAGCCAAAAGUCCGAAAACGUAACGUGGCUGGACGACUACUUUCCCGCGUGGGAGAAGAACAUCUACCACGUCGACGACCCCAAUGCGCGCCUCACGGUGCCCAGGAACAAGGGCAGGGAGAGCAUGGUCUACCUCACUUACAUCAUUGACCACUACGCGUCCCUCCCGGACAACGUUCUCUUCAUCCACCCCACGCGCUACCAAUGGCACAACGACGACCCCGACUACGACGGCCUGCCCAUGCUGCGCCACUUCCAGCUGCCCUUCCUCGAGAAAGAGGGCUACGUCAACAUUCGCUGUGCAUGGUCGCUGGGCUGCCCAAGCGAGAUUAAGCCUCUUGCCGAGGAAGGCGAACACCGCGAGGCUGUACACGCUGGCGGAGACUACAAGAAGGCGUUUGAGAAGCUGUUCCCUGGCAAGGAGGUGCCUGCAGCCGUGGGCGUGAGUUGCUGUGCGCAGUUCGCGGCGACGAGGGACAAGAUCAGGGAGCGGAAGAAGGAGGAGUAUGAAAGGUAUCGCCAGUGGAUCAUGGACACGCAUCUGGACGACGCCAUCAGCGGGCGGGUAUUUGAAUACUCUUGGCAUAUCAUCUUUGGCAAACCCCCCGUACACUGCCCCUCUGCUAAGCAGUGCUACUGCAAGGUAUUCGGCCUGUGUGACUUGAACUGCAAAGACGAAGGAAGCUGCGACGGAAGAUAUAUCCUGCCGCCUUUUUCCGUGCUGCCCGAAGGUUGGCCCUUUGUUGGCUGGAAGAACGAACAGCGCCAGCGAGCCGCUUCGGAAGACUGA